AAUGAAAGUAAAACUAGAUUUGACAUUGUUGAACAGAGCUGAGACGCCAUUACAGGAUGUCAGAUCUCUGCUGAAAAACAAACGAUUGGAGUAUUUGAAGCAAUCAAGACAAGAGACAGAAACUUGGUGAGUCCUGCUGUGAAAAAUAACUUCUACAACAAAUGGCUGAGAAAAGUUUUGCUCUUCUUGAAAGUUUCCUGAGCUGCCAUGUGUGUUCAGAGACUUUCAGAGAUCCUGUGUCUCUGAGCUGCAACCACAACUUCUGUUCAAGCUGCCUGAAAAAAAUAUGGGAACAAGCUGAAAACAAAAAUUGUCCUAUUUGUGAAAGAAGAUCCUCAAAGGAAUUUCCACCAGUGAACUUUUCUUUGAAGGAACUGGCUGACUCAUUUGCUGGGAGACAACAAUCUGGAUCAUCUGAGGCAGAAAAAGAAGUGAAGAAGGUGGAGGUGGUGUGUAGUAAACAUCCAGAAGUCCCCAAAUUGUUCUGUGAGGACAAGCAGACAGCUGUGUGUCCUGUCUGUGAUGUUUCUCUCCACCAGAGCCACAAGGUGGUUCCUAUAGAACCAACUGUCAGUGAGCUGAAGGAGCAGCUGGAAUCUGACUUAAAGUCUCUAAAGGACAAGAGGAACAAAUACAAACAAGUGGAGAAAACAUACAAUGAAGUGAUUCAACACUCCAAGAAGCAGCUGUUGUCCACAGAGAGGCAGAUCAGAGCAGAGUUCAACAAGCUCCACCAGUUCCUGAAAGAGGAAGAGGAGUCCAGACUGGCAGCUCUGAGGGAGGAAGAGGAGCAGAAGGGGAAGACUGUCAGCAGAGAGAUGAAGAUGAUUGAGGAGCAGCUCUCCUCUCUGUUGGACAGUAUCUGUGCUGUUGAACAAGAGCUGCAGAAACACAACGUGCCAUUCCUCAGCAGUUAUAAAGCCACUCAGACCAGAGCCAGAGUCCAGUGCUCACUGUCAGAUCCACAGCUGGUCUCAGGAGCGCUGAUAGAUGUGGCCAAACACCUGGGCAACCUGUCCUUCAGAGUCUGGGAGAAGAUGAAGGACCAGGUCCAAUUCAGUCCUGUCAUUCUGGACCCAAACACUGCAUACCCCUGGCUCCAUCUGUCUGAUGAUCUGACCAGUGUGAGACAUGGAGACACAGACCAGCAGCUUCCUGACAAUCCAGAGAGAAAUACUUCCUCUGUCACUGUUCUGGGCUCUGAAGGCUUCAGCUCAGGGAAACACAGCUGGGAGGUGGAGGUGGGAGAUCAUCCUAGCUGGAAUGUGGGUUUGGUUAAAGAGUCAGUUGACAGGAAGGGAGAGAGAUUUGCUACAUCAAAAUAUGGAAUUUGGUGUUUAUCGCAUGCUGAUGGAAAAUAUACUUACGGUCCUGGUGAGACUGUCAGAGUAGAGAAAAGUCUCCAGAGGAUCAGAGUCCAGCUGGACUAUGACAGGGGGGAGGUGUCCUUCUACGACCCUGAAGACAUGACUGACAUCUACACUCACAGAGACACUUUCACUGAGAAACUCUUCCCAUAUUUCAGUAUUGGAAAUGCUGGUGAUGCUAAAACUGCUGAUAUCAAAAUCUGCCAGAGUGAUAUUUCUCUGUGAUGUUCAGGAAUUAAUUGUUCAGACCUGUACCUUUAAUAUCACUGUCUGAAACAGAUGUGAUUUGAUGUUGACGGUCACAGAAAUGUUUUCCUCACUGUUUCUUUUUUCUGAUAUAAAUGAUCCAAAGUGGUUUUCAUGCACAAAACUGAAAACAUUUACGCCUCACUGCUUUCAAUUAAAAACUUAAUUUUCACUUUUGAAACACAAGAUUUUAAUCAGAUCACAAUAUAACAUUCUUUAACUUUUAUAAUUUUGUUUGUCAAAUUUUGGAUCUUCUGAUGAUUCUUUUGGUUUUGAUCAUGUUUUAGUUUCAGUUUUUACUCUUUACAGUCAGAGUCUCAGUGGUUCAGAGGAUCAACACACAUUCUGACUGACUGAUUGUAAAUCUUUAUCAUCUGUUGUCGAGUCACAUGAUGUUUAUCUAAAGUGUCUCUACUGUCAGCAAUGAAUUACGAAAAGUGGUUUUGAUCUCCUUGUUUUCAUGUAAACUCACUGUGACAAUAUUCACACUUAAUUCAUCAGUGUCAGCUGAAAAUCAUAAUUUUAAAGAUGCUGAUUUGUUAAAAGUUAUAUUUUAUUCAGCCUGCAUGUAUAAAGGC
Molecule: messenger RNA, 2191 nt
Organism: Acanthopagrus latus (yellowfin seabream)
Lineage: Eukaryota; Metazoa; Chordata; Actinopteri; Spariformes; Sparidae
Product: nuclear factor 7, brain-like
Exons: 1
Coding region: 162-1592 (476 amino acids)
Molecular function (GO): zinc ion binding; protein binding
Source: RefSeq, a predicted model, not a curated record